AUGGCCACGUUAUCUGACCUCUCGGGUCUCCUUCAUGCCAUAGAGGAUUCCAUCAUCGUUGGAAUCGACUUUGGAACCACCUACUCUGGAGUCGCCUGGACCGACUCUGGGGACUGCGAGAACAUUCGCAUCGUCUCAAACUGGUCCACAAGCAUGAGAAACUGCUCCCACACAGAAAAGGUACCAACGGCCUUGCGCCACGAUGAGAACGGCAAUGUCACUGGAUGGGGCUACGGCGUGCCGCCGCGCUCGCAGAGUGUUCGCUGGUUCAAGCUACUACUUCUGGAGGAGAAGGACGUCCCGAAACAUGUUCGCUGUUCCACCCAAUUCCGAGCGGCCCGCGAGUAUCAAUUCGAUCAUAAAUUGGAUCCCGUCGACAUGGCGGCUUCGUUUCUGAAGCAUCUCUGGGAGCACAGCCUGAAUCUCAUCACCCGAGAGCUUGGCAAAGAAUUGGUGGACAAAUCGAGGUUUCACAUCGUCAUCACGGUUCCAGCCAUGUGGCCACUCUACGCUCACGGCCGUAGAGAAACGCGUCUGAAUCUCCUCUCGGAGCCAGAGGCUGCAGCGCUGGCGAUCGUCUCUCGCCUCUACAAAAAGUCGACAGUCAAGGCAAGUAGCAUCCGGAGGGGGAGAAAGGGCCCGCUCAUCCACUACGGGAGCGACCUCAUCAGCUACGUUAUUGAGAGCGUCGUCCCAUUUGAGGUGAAGGAGUGCGUCAAAGGCGCAGGAGAUUUGUGCGGAGGUGUUUUCCUCGACGAGGAAUUCCUCAAGUUGGUCGAGAGGAAGGUCGGCCGCGUGAUUUUCGGGAAAUUCAACCACCACGUGAAGAGAAAGUUUCUCAACGACAAUUGGGAGCACAGCAUCAAGCCCCAAUUCAAUGGCAAACAAGCCACCUGGACGGUUGAGGAUCUCCCUGCUGUGUGCCAGGCCCCCGGCCGAGGUCAAAAGCGUAUCAGAGAAUUAGAAUUCAGCUCGCGCGACAUCUCGUCGGUGUUCGACAGUGUUGUGGGCAAGAUUGAGGAGCUCGUGAUGCAGCAGCUGGCGGCCAUCCAAGCCAAGUACCAGAAGCCGGCAAAGGGACAAGAUCUUAACGAAACUACAACCUUCAAAAAGGGAUAUUUCAAGACUUUUGACUUCUCACUGGGAGAGGAAAAGUCAGACAGCCAAAGUGAAGCAUUCCUCCUCACGACGGCCAAGCCACCACCAACUCGGCAUGAUGCCUCCGUCAAGAGCCUCUGCACCGUUUCAUGGAAUGAGCCAAUAUCCAUCAACAACCUUCCUAUCGAGAUAAACCAAGAGGAAACUCUCUAUCAUAUCCUCAGAUAUCAGAUCGAGAUGACAUGCGCUGGAGGCAUCGCCGAGUUUGCAGUCAUCUACCAGGGGAAGCGCGUCGCCAGCCAUAGCGUGCAAGUUGAGUACCACUGA
Messenger RNA from Purpureocillium lilacinum, 1425 nucleotides. The record is from RefSeq and is a predicted model, not a curated record. Lineage: Eukaryota; Fungi; Ascomycota; Sordariomycetes; Hypocreales; Ophiocordycipitaceae.